Molecule: messenger RNA, 1113 nt
Organism: Puma concolor (puma)
Lineage: Eukaryota; Metazoa; Chordata; Mammalia; Carnivora; Felidae
Gene: SMCO2
Product: single-pass membrane protein with coiled-coil domains 2
Source: RefSeq, a predicted model, not a curated record
AUGGCUCUUAUGAAGCUAAGUGACAGGAUGUCUCUGCAGAUGAAGACAGUUGGAAAGGAGCAACAGUUUACUGAGAAAAACAAUGGCUUUCUCCAAAAUACGGAUGUGGCUGAAGGUGCAAUGCAGAAUUUGCAGAGGGAAUUUACCAAAAUGGACCGCAUAUUGGACAGAUCAGAUGAUGAGAACAACAUUUUCUCUGAAAAGCCUCAAAGUGACUUCCAUCAUGUGACAGAGACUACAAAAUGGAAUAUGCCGGAGCUGGGUGCUGAGCAUCACCAGGACCUGAAGAAAGAUCAGGAUGAGCAAGAAACAAAUCAGGUUCAACAUGAGGAUCCUCAAGUGCCCACAUCUUUGCAGUUUUCAGAGGAGAGCAUCCCUGAACUGAGUCAGGAGAACACGCUCUUCCAGCUAAACCACUGGAAUAUACAGAUGGGUUUACAAGUGAGAGAACUUGGAGCUGAUCACAUAGACUGGAUGGAGAAAAUGAACAAUAUUAUGCAAAAAAUAAACCUAACAGAAAACACAGUGAAGAGCUUAUUAAAUGAGGUGGUGUCCCUGGAGGGCCACAUUGAAAAGCUGGAGUCACAAAAGGACUUUGACCCUGGUAAGGGGGCAAACAUUGAGGAGAAGAUCAUGGAAAUUAAGAAGCAAUUAGAAGAAAUGGAUAACAAAUGUGUCCAGGAAGAUGCUUGUAAUGAAGCUCAUGCAUUAAAGGAGAAACUCAUUGCAAGAAUAAAGAACUUUUACAAAGACAUGACUCUGCUGAAUACAAAGCUGGGGAUGUACCAAAAGCAAGAGGGGAAAACAGACUCUCAGAGUCCUGAAGAAAUGGGAGUGGAAGAAAGAGAACCUCUGCAUCCUCAGGCUCCAUCCCCCCCUUUAGGGGAGAAUGCUCCUUCUGGCAUUACAAUGUGGAAACGUGCACUGAGGAUUUUCAUCAUGUUUUAUGUCCUCACCUUCACUGGACUUUCAUGUUACAUACUAUUUUUUGAUGCUACAUUUAUCUUUGAAAGCCUGCUCCCCACAAUGCUUGGGCACCGCAGAAUGUGGGAACUACGGGAGAUCAUCAGGCCUUUCUUGAACUUGCAAGCAGAAGACUUGUUACCCUCCUAA